UUAGGUUAUAUUAUUAUUUGUUCACUAAUUUUGAAGUAAUAACUACGAUUUACUUAAAAAUUUUAUACAACAAUAGACCCUCGCCAAAUUUCUGAAUAAAGUAAUUUAGACAAAAAUUCUGACCAAAAAUGGGUGAAAGGAAAGGUACGAAUAAAUAUUAUCCCCCUGAUUACAAUCCUAAAGUCGGGGGAUUGAAUAAAUUUUUGGGAACUCAUGCCCUUCGUGAAAGAGCUAGGAAAAUAAGUCAAGGUAUAAUCAUUAUCAGAUUUGAAAUGCCCUAUAAUAUAUGGUGUGAGGGUUGUAACAACCACAUUGGUAUGGGUGUACGGUACAAUGCCGAAAAGACAAAGGUUGGAAUGUAUUACACCACUCCGGUGUACCAAUUCAAAAUGAAAUGUCAUCUGUGUGAUAACCAUUUUAUUAUUAAAACGGAUCCUGGAAAUCUUGAUUACUUGAUACUUUCUGGAGCUCGAAGACAGGAAAAUCGUUGGGAUCCCCUGCAAAAUGAACAAGUCGUACCAGAAACCAAAGAGACACAAAAAAGACUAUUUGAUGAUUCCAUGUUCAAAUUAGAACAUGGUUCAAAAGAUGUAAGCACAGCAGAAUCUGCUAAACCAAGAUUAUUACAACUUUUGGAUAGAAAUGAAUCUGUGUGGGCAGAUUCUUAUAGUGCCAACCAGAGACUGAGACAGGUUUUUAGAGAAAAAAGCAAAGAGUUGAAAAGUUCAGCAGCUGAAGAUAAGGCACUUCUUGAAAAAUCCAGCUUGGAUAUAAGACUAGUUGCUGAAACAGCAGAAGACAGAAAACUAGCUUCAUUGCUCAGUAAAAAAUAUGAUAGCAUUAAUGCAAAUGAAAAAACAGAGUUAAUAAGACAAAAGUUGAUCUCUAGUGCUUGUUUGCCUAGUAAUUUCACUCCCGCUAAAGAGAAAAAAGCUUUGAAAGUACUGACAGAUGGAAAAUUAAAUAUUUCUAACUUGGUGAAAAGGAAAAAUGAUUCAAAAGUGAAUGAGCAAAAUUCAUCUGGGAAUAUAACAACAAAUGGUGAAGAUAUUUCACAUGGUAAGGAGACCGUCACUGAUAAUGGUGAAAUAUCUGAAGUUGAGAACAAAAAAGCCAAAUUAACUUCUCUUGUUGGGGAUUAUGGUUCUAGCACAGACUCAGACUAAAUGAGUUUUUACCAUACACUGCAACAUUGAAUUGAUAGAAAGAGGCUGUGAACAAAAAUGAAGAUCAAUAGAUUAUUUUACAGAAAUCUGAUUGUAAUCUUUGAUCUUGAUGUCACAGAUGAGUUUUGGAAAGAAGGAUCUUCUGGUCCUCACAGUUGUAUUUAUUCCAAGUAUAUCUUUUACAUUAGGAAAUAACAAGAAUCUAUGUUCUUAAUUAUUUUGUAUUAUAAAUUUGUUUAUAUGUAAAUUGGAAUGUGUCACUAAAAUAAAAUGUUGAAGAAUUUUAACUUUUA
Molecule: messenger RNA, 1459 nt
Organism: Harmonia axyridis
Lineage: Eukaryota; Metazoa; Arthropoda; Insecta; Coleoptera; Coccinellidae
Product: coiled-coil domain-containing protein 130 homolog
Exons: 3
Coding region: 129-1166 (345 amino acids)
Biological process (GO): mRNA splicing, via spliceosome
Cellular component (GO): U2-type spliceosomal complex; post-mRNA release spliceosomal complex
Source: RefSeq, a predicted model, not a curated record